This is a messenger RNA of Chaetomium strumarium, 516 nucleotides long. RefSeq names its product glycine cleavage H-protein-domain-containing protein. Bases 1 to 516 code for a protein of 171 amino acids. The transcript is spliced from 2 exons. The record is from RefSeq and is a predicted model, not a curated record. Gene Ontology annotation, cellular component: mitochondrion; glycine cleavage complex; cytoplasm. Gene Ontology annotation, biological process: protein lipoylation; glycine decarboxylation via glycine cleavage system. Lineage: Eukaryota; Fungi; Ascomycota; Sordariomycetes; Sordariales; Chaetomiaceae.
AUGGCUUCGAUUGCGCGGUGCCUGAGGGUCGCCCGGCCCGCGGUAUUCUCUGCCAUCGUUUCGGCUCCUCGUACAAUCGGCGCCCGGUCCUUUUCCGUGACCGCUACAAACGCGAUAAGGAAAUACACAAAGGAACACGAGUGGAUCGAUCUUUCCGCUGACAAGAAAACGGGCGUUUUGGGCAUUAGCGAGUACGCUGCCAAGGCGCUCGGCGACAUCGUCUACGUCGAGCUGCCGGCCGAGGGCAAGGAGGUAACGGCUGGUGAUGCCAUUGGUGCCGUUGAAUCUGUCAAGAGUGCUGCCGACAUCAACGCCCCUAUCUCCUGCAAGAUCACUCAGGUCAACUUGGCACUAGAGGAGAAGCCCGGCACCGUCAACCAGGUCCCCGAAGACGAUUCACAUGGUGGCGGCUGGAUCGCAAAGGUGCAGGUUACCGAGCAGGGUCUGAAGGACUUUGACAAUUUGAUGGACUCCACCGCGUAUGAGGAGUUCACUGCGGCGGAAGGCGAGCAUUAA